Molecule: messenger RNA, 1024 nt
Organism: Macrosteles quadrilineatus (aster leafhopper)
Lineage: Eukaryota; Metazoa; Arthropoda; Insecta; Hemiptera; Cicadellidae
Product: caspase-1-like
Exons: 2
Coding region: 77-1024 (315 amino acids)
Biological process (GO): proteolysis
Molecular function (GO): cysteine-type endopeptidase activity
Source: RefSeq, a predicted model, not a curated record
UUUUGUUUGGUAGACUAUUUCAAAAUCACAGUUUCAGUUUUCAAAUGAUUGCAUUCAUUUAACUCGCAGUCGCAUCAUGAGUAACUUUGAUCUCCAAGGUGAUCCAGACCUCUUGGAUGACAUAUUCCCCAGAGUCAUCCCUGGGCCUUCGGUUGACGAAGACGAACAAUCCAGCGGUCUUGAGAAAGACGCAACCCACUACCGUAUGGACCACAGCAGGCGAGGAGUGGCAGCUAUAUUCUACCAAGGAGGCAACAGUGGUCUAGUGGUCAACGACGUCAACAGUUUGUCCAGGACCUUCAUAAGUUUGGGGUUUGAUGUUUUUUUCUACAAAGAUUUGACAGCUUGUCAAAUAAGCUCUACCGUAGAAGAACUCAGUCAAAGAGAUCAUUCAGACUGUGAUGGUUUAGUGGUUGUCUACCUCGGAAAGGGAUUCGGUGGACAUUUCGCAGCCAAAGACAAAUUGUUCAGAGUGGAUUUGCUCUGGGACAAAUUUAUUGCUGAGAACUCACCAACCUUGGUUAAUAAGCCGAAGCUGUUCAUCAUUCAGAGCUACAAUGAAAUGUUUAGAGGAGGAAACAGACGUGGGCUAAGAGCUAGAGGUCAUUGUGGAAUUGAUGAUGAUGAGGCAAAUGAACGUAAUAUGGGAAAGUCUUACUUCAUCCCCAACAUAUCAGACUUUCUCAUAGUUCUCUCUCACGUUCCAGGUGUGACAAAUGUGGGUUCACGGUACAUUCAGACGUUGUGUCGACAUUUGGAUACUUCCGCAGACAAAGAUAUCACGACGACCACCUUGCCCAACUCACUUGGAGUUCGGCGACAAUGGGAUUACCUCCGGGGCUUCCCUUCUCAUCUUGUUAGCGUCACCUUAAAGACGACAGCGGGGGCGUACCCGACUGUCUACGGCUACUGGCUACGUAUAAAGCUGGCUGCGACACAGAGGUUUUCGAGGUGUUUACCCCCCAGGUGUCUCUUCUUCGCAUCCCGGCGUCCGGCGGCUUUGCAUCCAAACCUCCUGGAGUAG